Molecule: messenger RNA, 4388 nt
Organism: Bactrocera oleae (olive fruit fly)
Lineage: Eukaryota; Metazoa; Arthropoda; Insecta; Diptera; Tephritidae
Source: RefSeq, a predicted model, not a curated record
UUGCAUACGAUGGUCGGACGCAUAGCAGCGUACUAGUAUUCUCGCGCGUAAACGCCUAUUUGCCGGUGGCUAGUCACAAAGUGUUGUGUUUUGCUUAUUGUGUAUGGGCACUUGCACCCGCAUGCAAUUGCAAUAUAAAAUAAAAUAAAAUCGCUCGUAGUGUAAAUGUGCUAAAAAUACGCACACAACAUUUUACAUUUCAUGUUUUUCAACGCAUUUCCAGUGUGUAAAUUUGGAAGCAAAUAAAAAAAAAAUCUGCUACACAUUAAUUGCACAAAAAUACACAAGUUGCAACAAUAUAAAAGAAACGGAAAGUAAAAUAAAACAAAAAAUAUAACGUUUUUCUAUUACAACUUAAUGUUGUUGGUGUAAAUGCAUAGCCUGAUUGCACAUGAAAUAAUAUUUUUCAUUUUAUUUAUUGAGCAACGGGUUUUAAGUAUCACAUGCAAUUUGAGUUUGCAUUUUGAACUAACGGGUUGCGUGCACAUACACAUAUAUUCAUCUAUGUAAAUAUAUAAUCCUUAUAUACAAACAUUUACAAAAAGUGCCGACGACAGGUUUGUAUAAAUUUACCUAGUCUCUGAAUAAAUGCUGACCCGUAUAUAAUUGGUUGACGAUUUAUCCUCAUGGCCAGCACUUUAUGAUAAUAUUUAGCUAAUUAUGGCGAAUAGAUGAGCAACAAACUAAGUACCGAACAUUCGCAACUUUUUACAAUUUUAUAUACAUAUAAUACAUAAAUAAAUUGUUUGAGAAAAGAUCAAUCUAAACAAUAAAUCUCCUCGAAAAGUAGUACAAAGCAUGGUACUUAAGGACAUACACGUCCGUGAAAAUAUCAAUAUGGAUAAUCAUCGUACGACAACAACACUUACCAAUACCACGCCGACAACAACAUUCACGACGCGUCGUGGUUACACCUUUUCGGGUACAACACUCUUUCUGAUCGCCGCCUGUUUUGUAUGCACGCUACUUGCGGUCAGUUUCAUCAUAUUCAAUGUGGCAACGUGUGAACAACAGCUUACACCAUUGCCGGAUGAGGAAGUCAUUUGUACGACGGUAAAGAAGCAUAUACUGAAGUCCAGCAGCACAACUGAUGAAGCUAAAGAGCAAACACACUACGAACGUGACGUACGCCUGCCGCGUUCGCUGAAGCCGCAGAAAUAUAAUAUAUCCCUUGUGCCAUACCUACUCAAUAAUAAUUUCACAUUCGAAGGGGAGGUACACAUUCAAGUGAUUGUACUGGAGGACUGUCAUAACAUUACCAUGCAUGCCAUCGAUUUGAAUAUCACCAAAAACGAUGUAUCCGUGCGACAUAUUGGCAGGUCAACGGCAACGUCGGCAUUGCAGCCGGCUUUGGCAGAGCAUGCUCGGUAUGUACCGGAAAUUGAUGGCGUAGAACUGAGGAUACGAAAACAAUACAUGCUCGAGAGCAAGCAGUUCUUCAUCAUCGAACUGUAUGACAAACUAAUAAAGGGUGGCGUGUACGAGAUAAGCAUCCGGUUCAGUGGUCUAAUACAGGAUUAUCUGCAGGGCUUCUAUCGCAGUUCGUAUCAAGUGGGCAACGAAAAGCGUUGGCUGGUAUCUACGCAGUUUCAAGCCACUGAUGCCAGGCGAGCGUUUCCCUGCUUCGAUGAGCCGUCGUUGAAAGCAAACUUCUCACUGAAAAUAGCUCGACCACGUAACAUGACCACGGUGUCUAAUAUGCCUAUCGUUUGGACAAAACCACACGAGUCUCUCUCGAACUAUGUAUGGGAUCAAUUCGCUGAAAGUCUACCUAUGUCUACAUAUUUAGUAGCCUACGCCAUUUCGGAUUUCGAUCACAUUUCCGACGGCAACUUUUCCGCGUGGGCGCGAAAAGACGCAAUUCAAUCGGCGAGUUAUGCGCUAAGCGUUGGUCCGAAAAUUUUAAAAUUCCUGGAAGAAUAUUUCGAUUUGCCAUUCCCACUGCCAAAGCUCGAUAUGAUAGCGCUACCCGAUUUCCAAGCUGGUGGGAUGGAGAAUUGGGGUUUGAUCACCUACAGGGAGACUACAAUGCUUUUCGAAGAAGGCGUCUCCGCUACAACUAACAAACAACGCAUUGCCAGUGUUGUUGGACACGAAUUGGCUCAUCAAUGGUUUGGCAAUCUGGUAACACCCAGCUGGUGGUCGGAUAUUUGGCUAAAUGAGGGAUUCGCUAGUUAUAUGGAGUACAUAACAGUUGAUGCCAUUCAUCCGGAUUGGAAAGUUCAGGAUCAAUUUGUGGUUAGCGAACUGCAAAAUGUUUUCCAUUUGGAUGCGCUGUCAUCAUCGCACAAAAUUUCGGUGGAGGUCUUUAAUCCGGAUGAAAUUUCAGAAAUUUUCGAUCGUAUCUCUUAUGGCAAAGGUUCGACCAUUAUACGCAUGAUGAGCCACUUUCUAACUUCUAAAGUCUUUCGACGGGGUCUGAGCAAGUACCUAAAGGAAAUGUCCUAUAAUGCCGCCGAGCAGGACGACUUAUGGCGCUUCCUAACAAAUGAAGCAAUUUCCGCAGGUUUACUUGAUCGCAAUACCACCGUUAAAGAAAUCAUGGAUACGUGGACUUUACAAGUGGGUUAUCCUGUACUCACCGUUACACGCUCUUCAAAUGCACACGCCAUACAUAUGGAACAACAACGUUUCGUAUUUUCAAAUCAGUCGGAUGAUGGCGAUUCCAACAAUGAUGAUAAUCCACUUUGGUGGAUACCUAUCACAUACACCACAUCAAGGGAAUUGAAUUUCGAAAACACACGUCCGAUUACGUGGGUGCCGCGCAGUGAAACCUACGAAAUUGAUGAUCGUAAUCUUUCGACAGCCGAAUGGUUCAUUUUCAAUAUCCAACAAACCGGUUACUAUCGCGUCAACUAUGAUGCCGAUAAUUGGAAAGCAAUUACAACACAUCUUAUGCAGCCGCAAAAAUAUAGAAGUAUUAGUCCUGCUAAUCGCGCACAAUUAAUAGAUGACACUAUGAAUUUGGCGCGCGGCGCAUAUCUGAGUUACGAAACGGCAUUGAAUCUAACGCGUUAUCUCAAACAUGAAAUGGAUCAUGUGCCCUGGAAGGCGGCCAUGACGGCAUUUAACUUUAUCGACUCGAUGUUGGUGAAUCAGGGAGACUACGAUAUAUUGAAGAACUAUCUUUUGGAUCUGCUGGAAAAUGUCUACAAAGACGUUUCACCGAAUAAUUUCACCGAUGAUGCCGAUAAGGGCGAAGAUAUGCUCAAACUAUUCAAACGUGUGGAAAUUUUAAAUAUGGCCUGCCAUUUGGGACAUCGUGACUGCAUUUUAGAAAGCGCGCGCCACUUCCAAAAUUGGAUAGAGGUACCCAACCCGGAUACCAAUAAUCCUAUACCGCCAAACCUACGCGGCAUCGUUUAUUGCACGGCAAUACAAUAUGGCAACGAAUUUGAGUGGGACUUUGCAUUCCAGCGCUAUCGCAGCACGUCGGUUUCAACGGAAAAGGAAUUGCUGCUCAGCGCAUUGGGCUGCUCGCUCGAGCCAUGGAUCUUGUCGCGCUACCUGCGGCGCUCAAUUAGUGGCGAGGACAUACGCAAACAGGACGUUUACAGGGUGUUCGCGGCGGUGUCGAGCAAUGUGGUGGGCCAGCAGAUCGCCUUCGACUUCAUGCGCAACAAUUGGAAUGAAAUCAAAACUUACUUGGGUUCAACAAUGUCCAAUAUAAAUGCGAUACUGAAAUACGCCACAAAACGCAUGAAUUCGAAAUUUUUCCUCGCCGAGUUGGAAUCGUUCAUCAAAACCGAUGUCAAGGAUAACGGCCGUUCCAUACAACAAAUUCUCGAACAGGUGCGUGUAAAUGUGGACUGGAUGGCACGGAACUACCAUGACAUCAUACAGUGGCUGCAACGCGAGGCAACCACAAGACAACAACAAAACGGUGCUACAGCAGCGAUUCAUUAAGUCUCCAGCGGUGUUUUUUUUUAUCGAGAUUUUGUGUAUUAUUUUAUUGUUGUAAAAUACAUGCAAAAUGUCAUUUCGUGUGCACUUUGUUGUUGCAGGCUGAUGAUGUCGUACAUUUUCAAGUAUUCUAUGGUAUGUAUGUUUGUAAAAUUUUGCAGCGUGUGUGCCCGCCAAUUAAACAGAAACAAUUUUCUUACACACAUAUUUAUAAGUAAAUUGUGCAUAUAUAUACCCACAUACACACACAAAUGUGUGUGUUACGCUAAAAUAUUUACAAAACAAAUAUGAAAUUUUGUCAUAAUUACACAAGUCAGUCUGCUAACAUGCGUACAUACAUACACACAGUUGCAUAUAUAUUAUAUGGUUAGUCUUUAAAAAUGUUUUAAGCAACAAAUUAUGAAUAUUAUAUUUUAGCUGUAUUUUUAUUUAACUUAUGUUUAAUGUGAAUGUGUAAAGUGUGUACUUAAUAUAAAUGAGAAACA